AGUCAGGUAUUGGCGAAUCGGCGGGCUCGCGUCCAGGUGAGGCUCAAUCGUUUGCUGCAAAUUCUUGGCCACCGAGCCACAAGAACUUGGAACUCAAGUGCCGCUCUUUUGCCCCCGGGAGUUGUUGGGCUGCGCAGUGGUACGUUGGCAAUAGCGACUCCCGCCUGUCUACCAAGUACGAAGUAUAGUAUACUGUAGACUGUACACCAAGGCGCCGCCGCCCCCACCACUACUACGUACCACGAUCCUCACAUCAGCAUCGUGGGCCGUUGCAGGCCUCGUUGGUCUCACUUCACCUUCCCUCCCCUCACCUUGGCCCUCGCGCGACCAGGGACUUGCAAGAACGGCGUGUGAGACGAAGGGGAGGAAGGCGCCCGUCCCACUCCCCGUGGUGCCGCCGGCCAGCAACAGCAGCAGCAGCAGCAGCAGCAGCACCAUGUCCGGGCACUUUGUCUCCGCGGGCAAGAUAGGGCCCGGCGGGGAGCCGUACGUCGCCGAGGGCGGCAGCGGCAAGGUGUCGUCGUCGCCACAGCAGCAACAGCAGGACGGGAGACGACUGGGACAAGAGGGGGAGCAAGAGCGGAAACAGCAGCAGCAAGAAGAACAAGAACCAGCAGCUCAGCCGCUGGCCAAGAACGUCGAGUGGGAGGCGGUGCAGAGGGAGCUGGACGCGGAGAGGAAGCGCAGGGACGAGGCGCGGCACAAGGCCGCGGCCGGGGAGGAGAAGUCUCUGUACGACAUUCUGCAGGCGAAUAAAGCCGCCAAGCAGGCCGCCUUCGAGGAGGCGAACCGCAUCAAGAACCAGUUCCGGGCGCUCGACGACGACGAGGUCAAGUUCCUGGACGAGGUGCGGGCGCGGCAGCGACGCGAGGAGGAGGCGGUGCGGCGCGAGACGGAGGAGGGGCUGCGGGCGUUUCGGGAGCGGCAGCAGAAGAGCGGCAGCGGUAGUAGCGGACAAGAUGGGUACUACGGCCUGGAGCAGCAGCAGCACCAGCAGCAGCAAGUGUCGCUGUUGGCGUCGACGGCAGACAUGGGCGAUGAGGAGGACUGGGCGGCGGCGGCGGGACGGAAGAGAAAGAGAGCGGCGGCGGCGGCGGGGAGGGAGGGAGGGUUGAAGGGCGUGGUGAGGAGGAGGAGUAAGGCGAGCGAGAGCAGUGGCGCGGCAGCAGCAGCAACGGCAGCAACGACAGUGCGGGAGGAGGGGGCCGUGGCGGCGGCGGAGGGAACGGCGGGUGAGCAAAAGGCCAAGGAGGCGACGGCGGCGACGGCAGGAGGGCGCAGGAGUAGUGAGGCCGGAAAGGAGGCGCCUCCGGAGAAGAAGACGAAGGCGUCGGCAUUGGUAGACUAUGGCUCUGACGACAGCGACGAGUAGCUCGCUGCCUUGGCUACCUUGAUGCG
Molecule: messenger RNA, 1398 nt
Organism: Purpureocillium takamizusanense
Lineage: Eukaryota; Fungi; Ascomycota; Sordariomycetes; Hypocreales; Ophiocordycipitaceae
Exons: 2
Coding region: 437-1372 (311 amino acids)
Cellular component (GO): nucleus
Source: RefSeq, a predicted model, not a curated record